GUAGCAGCAGUCUCAGUGAAAUAGAAAAAAUCAACACCAUGACGGACGUCGCCCAUGAACUCGGAGCUCUGCGGUUGAUAGUGGAUUCGCCUCUAUCGUCCAAAGUUGCCCUAUUCAAUGAAAAUGCCAAAAAUCACAUCGCAUCGCAGUUCGCCAAUCCCUUCUCCGAAUCGCAAGGCGUCCGCGGCAUGCAGAGACUGAAGAUCAGCAAGGAGGAGUACGGCAGACCGAAAGCCGGCAGCCUCACCGAGUACCGGGGGAAAAAGGCCAACAUCCAGGUGUACCAGGAGAUGUUGGAACUUUGCACCGUCAUCAGCGACGAGGGUCAGCCCAUGUCGAAGCAGGAGCCGAAGCUGAAGGUCAUCCUGUUCGGUGAUCUGUUCAAUAUCUACACCCACAUCAACGACAAGCUGGUCGGACUGUUGCUGCGGGCCCGCAAGCACGAGCUGAUCCAGUUCGAGGGUGAAGUGUUGUUCCAGCGUCGCGACGAUCACGUACCGGUGUUUCUGCUGAAACCGAUCGAGGAGAUCCGAGGCAUCCUGGUCAGCAAGCAGACCGAGAUCCGUCGGAGUCUUAGCCCGAACCCACAACCGACCGGGUUGCUGUAAAGUUACAGGGUGGAAAAAACGGAAAGUACGGAAACAUGGGAGUGAAUCUCCGGAGGUGGCUCGGUUAGUGGCCGGAAACCGACACGACGACCAUCGAGAUUGGAUGAGUUUAAACGUUUGCUGUGAUUGAAUGGUUCAAUUGUUCGGGAACUGAGUUGAAUGAUUGCGAUAGACUGUUUGAGAAACGUGAUUGAGAAGC
Messenger RNA from Sabethes cyaneus, 807 nucleotides. Its product is annotated as actin-binding Rho-activating protein. NCBI's taxonomy places the organism in Eukaryota, Metazoa, Arthropoda, Insecta, Diptera, Culicidae. Gene Ontology annotation, molecular function: actin binding. Gene Ontology annotation, biological process: positive regulation of Rho protein signal transduction. The transcript is spliced from 4 exons. The record is from RefSeq and is a predicted model, not a curated record. The coding region runs from base 39 to 608 and encodes 189 amino acids.